Messenger RNA from Hemisphaericaspora subhashii, 1135 nucleotides. RefSeq lists its product as uncharacterized. The annotation marks the transcript as partial. The record is from RefSeq and is a predicted model, not a curated record. The transcript has a single exon. Lineage: Eukaryota; Fungi; Ascomycota; Pichiomycetes; Serinales; Debaryomycetaceae.
ACCACAAAGCCUGUGAUGACAAAAGAAAUAUAUUUUCAAGGAUUGAAAUUAGAUAACGUUGAAAAUAUCAUGUUAGAAAACAAUAAUCAACAACACCAACCAGUCCGACCAGGAGCCGCUGACAAUCCAUCUCAAGCCAGGGUAUCAAUUUCCGACUCUUCGGAUCAAAAUUCACCAAAUAUUGGUGGAGCUACCCAAAACUCCAAUCCGGUGGCAAAACAAAAACAACAAAUUUCUUAUGCUGAUGCCAUUAGACAAGGAAACAAAUUUACUAUUGACGACUUACCAACACUUAAUGAUUCUCAACUCUCUGAACUUUCACCCAACCAAAGAGAUGAUUACAUGAAAAUUUAUUAUGAGAAACAUUUUUUAGAAAAAUUAUCACCUGUUCAAAAGAACAACCAUCUUAAACGUAUGUUACAUACAUCAAGUGAAGUCAAAAACUUCUAUUACCACUAUCUUCAUGAUCAAAAUGUCAUGGCCACUCAAUUUAAAAUCAAAAAUCCCAUUCACUCAAAUCAAGAAAUUCAAAAAAUCUUAGAAAAUCACUUAAAUUUAAAAAAAAUAGAAAAUGAAGAAAAUAUAAAAAAAAUAUACAACAACACAACCCAAAUUUCAACAAGUAUUCAAAACAUUAAUGAAUUAUUAGAAGGAAAUCAAACAACUGAGGAAAUCAAACAACUUACAGAAAAGAAAAAAUCACUAUUAAUUCAACUUGAAGAUGAGAACAAAAACCAAAUUAUGAAAGUGACAGAAUGUAAAAUCCUUGAAAUUAUUAUUUUUGAACUUACAGGACAAGAUAUUUAUGUUGCCACCCCAUACUUAAAAGAAAUUGAGAAAGAAAUCAGAUUAAGACCAUACCUUAUAUCACUUUUAACCGAACCCUUACAAGUUCUCCCAGAAUUCUUAGAUGACUCCAGCAAUCCUAACAAAUUGCUUCCAGUUCAACUUUUUCACGCCGACCACAAUCUCGAUCAAGUAGUCUUAGCCAAUUUUUAUUGUAACGGUGCUUAUAUUAACUGUUGGCACAGAUUGUUAUUGGAACACUUCCCACCAGGAAAUGAACCAAAUAUUUUGAAAUAUCAUGUCCAUGUAGACAAAAAUACCAGCAAAGUUUUCAAACCCUUUGCUCAAC